Messenger RNA from Vairimorpha ceranae, 126 nucleotides. RefSeq lists its product as hypothetical. Bases 1 to 126 code for a protein of 41 amino acids. The transcript has a single exon. The record is from RefSeq and is a predicted model, not a curated record. NCBI's taxonomy places the organism in Eukaryota, Fungi, Microsporidia, Nosematidae.
AUGAUGUUUUUGUUUUUUAAAAAAUUAAAAAGCAUGCUCCACAUAAAAAAAAAUUUGUUUUUUAAAAUUUUCUUGAAUUUAUUUUUUGUAAAAAAUAAUCCCCGUGCCUUAUAUAUAGUUAAUUAG